Messenger RNA from Saccostrea cuccullata (small rock oyster), 2948 nucleotides. RefSeq names its product procollagen galactosyltransferase 1-like. Lineage: Eukaryota; Metazoa; Mollusca; Bivalvia; Ostreida; Ostreidae. Gene Ontology annotation, molecular function: procollagen galactosyltransferase activity. Bases 71 to 1876 code for a protein of 601 amino acids. The transcript is spliced from 15 exons. The record is from RefSeq and is a predicted model, not a curated record.
AACGUUUUACAUAAGUAGAUUACGAGAUAAAGAACCAAGAUUAUGUUUCACUUGAACGAAGCUGCUGGAGAUGGGAAGCUGGCUGACGUGUCUUGCGUUUUGUUGUGUUUUUAUAACAUUUAUUGGUGAAAGGAGCUAUUUUGUGAUUUGUGAUGACUUAGAAAUUAAAACUGCUGUCGAAUGUGACUUAAAAUAUGCGGAACCGACUGUUAUGAUAGCGAUUCUAGUCAGAAACAAAGCUCAUGUUUUACCAUGGUUCUUUGGUCACUUAGAAAAUCUUAAUUAUCCCAAGGACAGAGUAAGCAUUUGGAUAAGAAGUGAUCAUAAUAAAGAUGACACAGCACGAAUUCUUACAGAGUGGACAGAGUUUUAUAAAGAUAUCUACCACAAUAUUGAUAUUGAGAUUGACACAAAUACACAAGAAUAUGAGGAUGCUGAAGGUCCCUUACACUGGUCGGAGGAGAGGUUUGACAGAGUUAUUUCCCUUAGAGAAGAGGCUCUUCAAACAGCUAGAAAAGUUUGGGCCGACUAUCUGUUUAUGUUGGAUGCAGAUGUGAUCCUAGAAAAUCCUGAUACACUAACUCUCCUAAUUGAUGCCAAACAACCUAUUGUGGCUCCUAUGUUGAAUGCAAGUAUUGGAGAGACCUAUUCUAAUUUCUGGGGAGCAAUGGAUGAGUCGGGUUAUUAUAAAAGAGCCCCUGGUUACUUUGAGAUUCUAGAGAGGGAGAAGCUGGGUGUAUUCCAAGUGCCUAUGGUACACAGUGCUGUGCUGAUGGACAUGCACCUCCUGGUGUCCGAUAAAUUUAUGUACCAGGUGCCCCCGGGGUACGAAGGUCCUCAUGAUGACAUCAUCAUCUUUGGUAUUAACAUCAGAGAUGCGGGAAUGGUCAUGCAUAUAACGAAUUCUGAAUAUUUUGGAAUUGUCAUGGUACCUUUGGAGAAACACAACACUCUGGAGCAGGAAAGUGAACACUUUGACUAUGUUCGAUUGAAGGCAAUAGAUGCAAACUUUGUUGAUGAGAUGAAAAUAGGCAGAAAGUUUCCAGUUGAUAGAGCAGAGCUGAUGAAGUCACCAUUUAUUCAAGCAUCAGACCCCAUUCCUACAAAACUAGGAUUUGAUCAGAUCUACUUAAUAAACUUGGUACGGCGACCUUUAAGACGAGAGAGAAUGCAUAGCGCUUUUAAAAUCCUUGGUAUCGAGGCUAAAACUAUGGAUGCAGUAGAUGGAAAGCAACUCAACAGUACGUAUUUGAGAAAACUUGAUAUUGAAAUGAUGGAAGGUUACGCAGAUCCAUACCAUGACAGACCUUUGACCAUGGGAGAAAUUGGUUGUUUUUUGAGUCACUAUUUUAUAUGGGAAGAUGUUGUGAAGAAUGGUUACAAGCAGGCUAUUGUGUUUGAGGAUGAUGUCCGGUAUCGUCCCUAUUUCAAAACCAAACUGACCCGACUUAUGGAGGAAGUGGCAAGAACUGUCAAGGACUGGGAUCUCAUAUACCUCGGGAGGAAACGUCUUCACAAGGAGGAGAAGCUGGUAGAUGGGGCUUCAUACUUAGUGUGGCCCACGUAUUCCUACUGGACGCUGUCGUACAUCAUAUCUCAAAAGGGGGCCCAGAAACUGAUCAAUCAAAAACCGCUCAGGAAAAUGAUUCCAGUUGACGAAUACCUACCCAUCAUGUUUAAUCAACAUCCUCGAGAGGAGUGGAUGGCCAACUUUUCUCCGCGUGAUUUAGUAACUCUCUCAGCUGAGCCUUUGUUAGUUGAGCCCACUCACUAUACGGGGGAGCCUAAUUACAUCUCGGAUACUGAGGACUCGUUUAUCAUUCGUCCUGAAGAGGAAGUGACUCAGACUGAUAAAACAUCAAAGGAGGAAUUGUGAUAGGAUGAAAGAUGUGUCUACAAGUAGACGUGUACCUGUCUAUUUUAUCUUGUACUGGUAAAUGUGUUUGACAAUCUCAUGUUUACAGUGUCUAGUCAAUGUCUUUAUGAAUCUCCAAUUUGUUCAAUUAUUUUUUAAGAUUGUAUUUAAACUGUUUGUCAUUUUUACAGUACCAAUACAUGUAGAUACACUUAGUGGAAUAUUUUUGCACACAUUUACCUGUACAAUAUCAUUUUCUGUGUUGACCUUCAAGUUGAAGGCAAUUUCUUAAGGCCAUGUAUAUGCUCAUUUAUAAGUAGCAUCAUUGAAAUGAGGUCUAUUUACAGUCCCAUACAUGUGUUUUUUGUUUUCAACUGUUAUUUCAAACAGAGUAUCAUUUAUUCUAUUAAUCAAUUGAAAUCUGCCAAACUCUGGUCUCUUUUCAGUCUGACUUGUAUUUACAGAGUUAUUUUUCUCAUAUCAUCUAUUCAAGAUGAUGAUAGUAUGUAUUCAAAAACCAUAAGUAUUCAUUGAUGAUAAACAAAUAGUGGACAAUCUGCAGAAUGUUAACAAUCAUUUAGAUUUGUAUGAAAUUCCCAAACACAGUUAUAGAAAUGUAAUCAAUUUUUGUGUCUCCCAAGAAUGGGGAGUUUAUUUUCAUAAAUCUAUUUUGAAUAAUUUACUGCAUUUAAAUCUUCAAUUUACAUUUGUGAGCUCACAAUCAUAACAUUUAGUCUUCAUUGGUCUAUUGUUAUACUGUAGAUGAUUAUGUUUUUUUUUUUUAUUUUGUAGCAGAAAUCCAAAAGGGAUGUUCUUGUCUUUUCUAAAUGUUGAAAGUAUUUUAUGUAAGAUGUGUAUGAAAUGUGUGAAAAAAAUGCAAAAUACAAGGCAGUUUGAUAUUUUCUGGUGCUACAUAUUUUUAUUAACCAUGUAUAUACGCAGGGCUUUCAAUACAAUGUUUCAGUGGCAUAUUUAACACCUACUUAAACGCAAUUCUUGUUUAUUAAUACUAAGUUUUUUUUUAUAAUAAUAUGUUAAUCUCUGGUACAAUGAAGAUCUGCAUUCUUAAUAAAAUAAAGAGAUGAAAUAUGUA